Messenger RNA from Medicago truncatula (barrel medic), 1462 nucleotides. RefSeq lists its product as uncharacterized. The coding region runs from base 140 to 1078 and encodes 312 amino acids. The transcript is spliced from 2 exons. The record is from RefSeq and is a predicted model, not a curated record. Gene Ontology annotation, biological process: regulation of DNA-templated transcription. Gene Ontology annotation, molecular function: double-stranded DNA binding. Lineage: Eukaryota; Viridiplantae; Streptophyta; Magnoliopsida; Fabales; Fabaceae.
AUUUAUCAAACAUGUGGAGCCCCUUUGAAACACACACAGUCCGUUUCUCACAGUUCACGGAACACAAUCAUAGUAAUCAUUUGCUCCAAAAACCCCUCACAUUAGUAACUCUAAAACCUUUGACUAAAUUUUCCAAACAAUGUUGAAGAAAUGGUUUCUCUCCCACAAUGCUGUUUUAGGUAUCAUCACCACAAAAUCAACAACCCCAAAAUUCAACAACCCUCUUCUGCAUCAAUACUUCUCGUUCCCAAUUUCACUCACAAGAUUCUGCACCACAACAACACACCCAUUCGCUGUAUCAUACCUUGUCAACAAUUUUGGUUUCUCAACUGAAUCAACUCUCAAAGCUUUCAACAACAAGCAGGUUUUCGAAACCAACAAGGAUACCAUUGUUGGCUUAAUUCGAUAUUCAAGAUCGUUUACUUUUUAUCCCUAUCACUUUCUAGAGGCUAAUAUCAAUUUGAUGGUGGAUUUUGAUGUUUCUGAUUCUACCAUUGCUAGAUUGCUUCAAAAAAGGCCAUCUAUAUUUGGUUCAAAGGAUUUGAUUAUGUCAUUGGAGGAAGUUAAGUGUUUAGGGUUUGACGCUUCAACGACCACUUUUGGGACUGCUUUGAUGACCAAGCAAUGUAUGAGUAAAAUACUUUGGGAUAAGAAAGUUGACGUCUUUAAGAAAUGGGGUUGGUCUGAUGAAGAUGUUAUUCGAGUAUUUAGGUGUCAGCCUAGUUUGAUGUUGGCUUCAAUUGAUAAGAUUAAUUUGGUGAUGAGUUUUUGGGUCAAUCAAUUGGGUUGGGAUUUCUUGGCACUUACUAAAUGUCCACUUAUGUUUGGAUAUAGUUUACAUAAAAGGAUCAUUCCAAGGGCCUCAGUUCUGCAAUUUCUUUUUAUGAAAGGUUUGCGAGAAAAAAAUGCGAGCUUAGUUUCACCGUUUACUUAUUCUGAGAAUUUAUUCUUGAACAAGUGUGUUUUCAGCUUUAAGGAGGAGUCUGAUUAUCUAUUAAAGCUAUAUGAGGAAAAAAUGAAACUUGCAAAUACAAAAGAGAACAUUGGCAUGCCAUCCACCAAAUGUGUAAUUUAUUGAUCUUCUUCUUUUUGUAAUUUAACCUUAAGCUUGUUCCUUCUUUUAUUUGAAGUACUUAUUUCUUUCUACGAUAACGUGUUAGUAUUGUUAGAUUGUUUCAUCUGCUAAUUUGAACUACUGUUGGUUUUGUUCUCAUCAGUUUUAGUUGCAAUUUUGAUGCAUAGGUCUUGCAUUUAGUAUAUUGUAGUGACAAUCUUUUCAGACCUUGUUCAUGUGAAAGUUCAAAUGGUCUUGCAUUUGGUUAGGGAAUGUUGUCUCAUGGUAUUAGUUCUUCUUGUUUAUUUGGCUCAAUAAUCCAUAGUAUCUACAGAUUAUAUAUGCAGGUUCUCACAAUUUCACGAUUAAAGCUUUUAGCUUUAGACUUGUAAAUGCAUCUUUUAACUA